This is a messenger RNA of Miniopterus natalensis, 5516 nucleotides long. RefSeq names its product N-acetylglucosamine-1-phosphate transferase subunits alpha and beta (gene GNPTAB). The record is from RefSeq and is a predicted model, not a curated record. Gene Ontology annotation, molecular function: calcium ion binding; UDP-N-acetylglucosamine-lysosomal-enzyme N-acetylglucosaminephosphotransferase activity. Gene Ontology annotation, biological process: carbohydrate phosphorylation; N-glycan processing to lysosome. Gene Ontology annotation, cellular component: Golgi apparatus. NCBI's taxonomy places the organism in Eukaryota, Metazoa, Chordata, Mammalia, Chiroptera, Miniopteridae.
GUUUUAUUACGUAAAAUAGCUAUACAGUAAGAUGGGUUAAUCCCUUGAAAAAUAAAACAGGCCUACAGAUUUGACUUUUUUUUCCAUUUAAUAAAGGCAGCACAAAGUAUAUUCCCUAAUUGAUAUUUCAAUUAGGACACUAUAGAACUAGAAACUUUGGUAAUGUUUUUUUAAUAUGGAAUUUCGAUCAUUUACUUUAUCUGGGAAAGGUGCAGUGGGCUUCUUAGAGCCUUCACUGCAAGGGACCUGGCUGAUGUGACUUCCCCUCUGGUUCCUCAGGAGUGUUUACUGAGAACUUCUCCAUUCACUUUGUGAAUUUUCUGGGUGCACCCCAGUUGCAGGUCAUUGGCCAGGUUAUACUGCAACAAACAGUCUCUUUCUCCCAGUGUCAGAACAAUGUAAGGCCUUCCCAGUGCAUGAAAACGGUUUUACUGCCUGGUACCACGUUUUACUAGUAAAUCGUAAAAGCUUAUAUUUUAAGUCAACUGUCGUGGUUACUGUGGAAGGUACAUGAUAAUAUUUGUUGAUCAGAUUUCACUGAAAUAAAUAAUGUAUAAUGUACCUUAAAUGUUACAAGUGCCAGCUCUGUUAAUGUUUCUAACCUGCUGGUUAGUUCCACUGGGGUAACCAAGAAGAUGGAUGUUGGAAGUGAAAUCUUACGUGUAGAGCUGGCACUAGUCCAUGCAUGUGUAAUGAAAUGUAUUUGCUUUCAUUAGAGAAACCCUUGGGAGGAACACAACGGAACCAACUAAGAAGAGGUAAGCAGUCCGAUUCUCCUCUCAGGAAUACAAAUGGAAGGGCUGAGUGAGAAGCAGCUGGAAUGUUUGCUGACACACUGCAUUAAGGUGCCAAUGCUUGUCCUGGACCCUGCCCUGCCGACCAACGUCACACUGAAGGACCUACCAUCUCUCUACCCUUCUUUUCAUUCUGCCAGCGACAUAUUCAAUGUUGCAAAACCAAAAAACCCUUCGACUAAUGUUUCAGUUGUCGUUUUCGAUAGUACUAAGAAUGUUGAAGAUGCCCAUGCUGAAAUGUUUAAGGGAAACAGCAAACAGACAGUUUGGAGGGGCUAUUUGACAACAGAUAAAGAAGUCCCUGGCCUAGUGCUACUACAAGAUUUGGCCUUCCUGAGUGGGUUUCCACCAACAUUCAAGGAAACAAAUCAACUAAAAGCAAAAUUGCCAGAAAAUCUCUCUUCUAAAAUCAAACUGUUGCACCUGUACUCAGAGGCCAGUGUAGCUCUCCUAAAACUGAACAACCCCAGAGAUUUCCAAGAAUUGAAUAAACAGACUAAGAAGAACAUGACCAUUGAGGGGAAAGAACUGACCAUAAGUCCUGCGUAUUUACUGUGGGAUCUGAGUGCCAUCAGCCAGGCUAAGCAGGAUGAAGACGUCUCCGCCAGCCGCUUUGAGGACAAUGAGGAGCUGAGGUACUCGCUGCGAUCUAUUGAGAGGCACGCGCCGUGGGUUCGGAACAUUUUCAUCGUCACCAAUGGGCAGAUUCCGUCUUGGCUGAACCUUGAUAAUCCUCGGGUGACCAUAGUAACUCAUCAGGAUGUUUUUCGAAAUUUGAGCCACUUGCCUACCUUUAGUUCACCAGCGAUUGAAAGUCACAUCCAUCGCAUCGAGGGGCUGUCCCAGAAGUUUAUUUACCUGAAUGAUGAUGUCAUGUUUGGGAAGGAUGUCUGGCCAGAUGACUUUUAUAGUCACUCCAAAGGUCAGAAGGUUUAUUUGACAUGGCCUGUGCCGAACUGUGCCGAGGGCUGCCCGGGUUCCUGGAUUAAGGAUGGCUAUUGUGACAAGGCUUGCAAUAACUCAGCCUGCGAUUGGGAUGGUGGCGAUUGCUCGGGAAACAGUGCAGGGAGUCGCUACGGCGCAGCAGGCGGGGGCACCGGGGGUUUGGGAGCUGUGCAGCCCUGGCAGUUUGGAGGAGGAAUCAACAGUGUCUCUUACUGUAAUCAGGGGUGUGCCAACUCCUGGCUCGCCGACAAGUUCUGUGACCAGGCCUGCAAUGUCUUGUCCUGCGGGUUUGAUGCUGGCGACUGUGGGCAAGAUCAUUUUCAUGAAUUAUAUAAAGUAACUCUUCUCCCAAACCAGACUCACUAUGUUAUUCCAAAAGGUGAAUGCCUGCCUUAUUUCAGCUUUGCAGAAAUAGCCAAAAGGGGAGUUGAAGGAGCCUAUAGUGACAACCCCAUAAUUCGACAUGCUUCCAUAGCCAAUAAGUGGAAAACCAUCCACCUCAUAAUGCACAGUGGAAUGAACGCAACCACAGUAUACUUCAACCUCACACUUCAGAACAGAAACAAUGAGGAGUUCAAAAUCCAGAUAGCUGUCGAGGUUGACACAAGAGAGGAACCGAAACUGAACUCUACCACCCAGAGGUCUUACCAAACUUUGGUUAGCCCCAUAACGCCCCUUCCAGAGGUGGAGAUCCCAUUUGAGGAUAUUCCCGAAGAAAAGCGCUUCCCAAAGUUCAAGAGACGUGAUGAUAACACAACAGGGAGAGCGCAGGAGGAGGUGAGAAUUCCCCUGGUGAAUAUUUCACUCCUUCCCAAAGAGGCCCAGUUGCGUCUCAGUAACUUGGAUUUGCAGCUAGAGCGUGGAGACAUCACAGUGAAAGGAUACAACCUGUCCAAGUCAGCCCUGCUGAAAUCGUUUCUGAUGAACUCACAGGACGCUGAAGUAAAAAUAAACCAGGCUGUCGUAGCAGAUGAAAAAAAUGAAAGCGUGGAGGCCCCACUGGCAAAACAGGUUAGCAAAAGCGCCUUGACAAACAGCUUAGGAGCGUUGGAGAGAUUAUAUAGGUGGACUUUUCCAGCAGAGACCAUACAAGCGAAUGGCCUCUACCAGCAUCAGACUCCACUUCCCGACUUGGAAACCAAACCAAGCUUUCGAUCUGCAACUCAGACCCAAAAAGUAGGAGGUGGAAGUGUGUCCAAAGAAAAGCUCUCAUCUCUGCUUGUUCCACCAAAAAACCAGGUGCCAAGAGAAAAGGAAAUCAUAGGGAAAGAGCAAGACCGAAACAAAGUGGAGGACAAUGCUGAAAGUCACAUAGAUGUUAAUGAAGUAUUACCUGGAAGAAAACUGCAAUAUCACACAGACGGUUACCUGGGCUUUUUGCCGUGGGAGAAAAAAAAGUAUUUCCAAGAUCUUCUUGAUGAAGAAGAGUCUCUGAAGACGCAAUUGGCCUACUUUACUGAUAGCAAACACACUGGGAGACAACUAAAAGAUACAUUCGCAGAUUCCCUCCGAUACGUAAAUAAAAUUCUAAACAGCAAGUUUGGAUUCACGUCUAGGAAAGUCCCUGCACACAUGCCUCACAUGAUUGACCGAAUAGUUAUGCAGGAAUUGCAAGAUAUGUUCCCUGAAGAAUUUGACAAGACAUCAUUUCACAAAGUGCGCCACUCGGAGGAUAUGCAGUUUGCCUUUUCUUAUUUUUACUAUCUCAUGAGUGCAGUUCAGCCACUGAAUAUAUCUCAAGUUUUUGAUGAAGUUGAUACCGACCAAUCUGGUGUCUUAUCUGACAGAGAAAUCCGAACACUGGCUACCAGAAUUCAUGACCUGCCUCUAAGUUUGCAGGAUUUAACAGGUCUGGAGCACAUGUUAAUAAAUUGCUCAAAAAUGCUGCCUGCUAAUAUCACUCGGCUGAGCAACAUUCCAACAACCCAGGAAGCAUACUAUGACCCCAAUCUGCCACCCGUCACUAAAAGUCUAGUAACCAACUGUAAACCAGUAACUGAUAAAAUUCACAAAGCGUAUAAGGACAAAAACAAAUAUAGGUUUGAAAUCAUGGGAGAAGAAGAAAUUGCUUUUAAAAUGAUUCGUACCAAUGUUUCUCAUGUGGUUGGCCAAUUGGAUGAUAUAAGAAAAAACCCCAGGAAGUUUGUUUGCCUGAAUGACAACAUUGAUCAUAAUCAUAAAGAUGCCCAGACAGUGAAAGCUGUCCUCAGGGACUUCUAUGAAUCCAUGUUCCCUGUCCCAUCCCAGUUUGAGUUGCCAAGAGAGUAUCGGAACCGUUUUCUUCAUAUGCAUGAGCUGCAGGAGUGGAGAGCAUAUCGAGAUAAAUUGAAGUUUUGGACUCAUUGCGUACUAGCAACAUUGAUCAUGUUUACUGUAUUCUCUUUUUUUGCUGAACAGUUAAUUGCCCUUAAGAGGAAGAUAUUUCCCAGAAGGAGGAUACAGAAAGAAGCGAGUCCUGAUCGAAUCCGGGUAUAGAAGACCUUCCUUGGAAAGUCACCUACCUCAGCACUCACUGAGCGUUUGGAAGCUUCAGUCGCCGCUGGGCCCGGAGGGGGAGGCAGCCAGCGCAGUGCUUGUUUCGUGGCAGAGUGGAGCCUGUUGACCGGGAAUUGUGAAAAUGCGUGUUGAGCAAGUUCUGAACUGGUUUUACUCUGAAAGCAUUUGCUCACAGACCUGGCGUUCUUUAACGAAGAGGCCCGCUGACUGGAAGGAGACAGCUCCAAGUUCCCACGCGACCAUGGCCAUCUCGCUCCAACAGAAGCCCAGGCCACUUGCGGUGGCCGAGGGACCUGUCUUUGCAUUCCAAAGCCUUUUGCUGUGGUUUUACAUUUGUGGUCUUUUGUUCUCCUUUUUUCCAUUUCUCGUUUUUAAAAUAAGUAGCUACUAAGUUAACUAGUUGUUAUUGCUUCUGAAGAAUUGGGAUGUCUAAACAUGUUUUUAUAGAUGUUAUUUAAAUAAUGCAGCAAUACCACCUAUUGGCAAUAUCUAAAUUAUGAAUUUUAUUAAUGUUUUAAGACUGUUAAGUGGUCUUCGCUGACUGAUAAUUACUGACAAGUUCAAAGACUGACAUCUGGAAUACUUUGUCCUUGUUAUUUUAGCCCCUAAGAAUACUGUGAUUUCAUGUGGAAUUAUAAAGGGCUAGAGUUAAAGUAGCAGAGCUACUUUUCAGAUGUAAUUAUGUUUUGGAAGUGUACAUAUUCAAACAGAAGUGCCUCAUUUUAGAAAUGAGUCCUGCUGAUGGUACUGGCACCUUACAGUGUUGUCUUUUAUUACACCCAUCAGUAUAUUCCAAUUGGUUUCAUAUAAUGCAGGGAUCAGCAAACUUUUUAUGUAAAAAGCCACAUAGUAAAUACUUGCAGGUCAUAUCUGUGUCUCUUACAUUUUCUUCUUUGCUGUUUAGUUUAGUUAGUUUAAAAUAUUUUUUUAAACUUUAAAAAUGUCAAUACCAUGUUUAGCUUACAGCUGUACAAAAACAGGCCCCCAGCGGGAUUUGGCCCACAGGCCAUUGUUUGCUGACCAUUGGGAUAGAGAAUUAGUAUUUUUAUGUAUGGGUAAGCCCUGACAUUCAGCCAUAUUUUAUUUAUGUCAUUAUGCAUUAGAUUUCUGGAGACCAGAUUCCAUGAGUCCUUUUCGAACUCUGACAGGUAUUUUAGAUCAGGAUCUCAACAGUAUUCUUUCAAAAUGGCACACAUAUUUUGUAAAAAGAACUUGUGAUGUAAAUAUUGUGUUAGUGCUGUAAGAGUUAUGUAUUUCAAAAACUAGUCUCAUAACAACUUA